Messenger RNA from Thermochaetoides thermophila DSM 1495, 228 nucleotides. RefSeq lists its product as uncharacterized. Lineage: Eukaryota; Fungi; Ascomycota; Sordariomycetes; Sordariales; Chaetomiaceae. Bases 1 to 228 code for a protein of 75 amino acids. The transcript is spliced from 4 exons. The record is from RefSeq and is a predicted model, not a curated record.
AUGGCUGGCCUUCAGCACUACAAGAUCGCCAUGGACCCGGCCCUGGUCCGGCUCGGGAGCAUGAUCAGCAACCGCUAUAAGUAUUUCCGUUGGACCAAACGCACCGCUCUCGUCUCCUUCAUGUAUGUUGUUGUUGUGCCCAGCACUAUCGGCUACCUUGCCUAUAAGACGGACGGUCUUUGGGAUCUGCGGGCAAAGAGGAGGGGCGACCUCAUCUCCGAGCGCUGA